AUGAAGGCUCAAUUAUUUUUUCAAGAAGCAAAAGUAUACAAAGUAAUUUUUGCUAAUACAAUAGUAAAAUUAAGCCCAUCUUCUGCUAUAAGUCCAGCAAUAACCUUUCUCCAACAACAAAUGAAUAGUAUUAAUCAACCUAUCUGA
Messenger RNA from Racocetra fulgida, 147 nucleotides. The record is from the annotation of a GenBank genome assembly. Lineage: Eukaryota; Fungi; Glomeromycota; Glomeromycetes; Diversisporales; Gigasporaceae.